This is a messenger RNA of Sclerotinia trifoliorum, 1493 nucleotides long. The record is from the annotation of a GenBank genome assembly. Lineage: Eukaryota; Fungi; Ascomycota; Leotiomycetes; Helotiales; Sclerotiniaceae.
GCUUCAAUUUCAAACAUUUACAAACACAAAAAGAUACCCAAACGAUACCACCUUUAUUAAUUUUGAGGGGUGUAUACUAGGUAGUUAGAUACCAGGAACCAGGAACAAACCAAUUCUACUUCACCUCACCCCGCACUCAAUCAUCAUGAAUGCCGAUGCAAUCCCCGACUUUCUUGGGGAGCAACGCGAUGCUGCGCCAGCAGACCUUCAACACCUUUUCUUAUCCUUCGAAGAUUUAUGGGAAAAGAAGCUGUGGCAUCAACUGACGGAUACUCUUGUUGAGUUCUUCAAUCACAAAGAAAGCGCUUCCCAACGAUUACCGAUAUACAAGACAUUCAUCCUCACAUUCGCCGAUAAGAUCAACCAGUUGAAGCUUGUUACUCUUGCUUUAAGCGCAGCUUCGCAGUGUAAAGGUAAUAGACUAAUCAUGAAGGCUCUAAAAUAACUGCUAACCUAGCAUUAGACAGUCAAGAGCGCUUGUCUUUCCUGGAGGCUGUAGCAAAGAAAGUCGAUAACCCAAAUUCCCAAGAUGCAUACGUAUACGCAACUGUGGCCGUGGCUACUGUCAAAUUAGAACUGCAAGAUCAAUAUGGGGCGAGGAAGGAUUUGGAUAAAUCAGAGAAGAUAUUAGAUGGAUUUGACUCCGUGGAGACAAUCGUACAUGCUGCUUUCUACCGGGUUAACGCAGAGUACUAUCAGUCCAAAUUGGAAUUCGCAUCGUAUUACAAAAACGCCCUGCUAUACCUAGCCUGUAUCAACCUCAAUGAUCUCACCCCCUCUGAGCGCAAAAACCGAGCCUACGAUUUGAGUAUCGCAGCACUUGUAUCCGACACAAUUUACAACUUUGGUGAGCUCCUUCUCCACCCCAUCCUCGACACUCUCGUAGAGGAUGACGCCUGGCUCCGAGAUCUCCUCUUCGCUUUCAACCGUGGUGAUCUUGCCGCCUACGAUGUACUCGCGGGUCACAUCACUUCCAACCCUCUCCUCGCACAACAUCGCGACGCACUCAAACAAAAGAUCUACCUCGCAGCUCUUACUGAAGCCGUUUUCCGUCGCCCUCCUCACGACCGCGCCAUGACGUUCCGUACAAUCUCUGAAGAAACAAAAGUCCGUCCUGACGAAAUUGAGCAUUUGAUCAUGAAAGCUUUGAGCUUAGGUUUAUUGCGGGGAAGUAUUGAUCAAGUGGACGAAAUCGCACGUAUCAAUUGGGUACAACCUAAGGUAUUGGACAUGUCACAAAUUGAGGGUAUGCGUACACGGCUAGAGGAAUGGGAUUCUAGCGUUAACUCACUGGGUAACUGGAUCGAGUCGAAAGGUCAGGAUGUGUGGGCAGCAUGAGCAGUAAAAUCAUGAUCAUGAAUGAAAAGGCAAGAAUGGCGUCUUCGGCUUGCAUGGGACUGUAAAAUAGAUAUUCCUUCUCCUACAUGCAUGCUUGUGGGCAGUUGCAUUUGUGCUGAGAAAGAAUAGAAUAAAAUGAUAUAUGAGAAGAAUAC